Molecule: messenger RNA, 2104 nt
Organism: Marmota monax (woodchuck)
Lineage: Eukaryota; Metazoa; Chordata; Mammalia; Rodentia; Sciuridae
Gene: Bdkrb1
Product: bradykinin receptor B1
Biological process (GO): response to mechanical stimulus; neutrophil chemotaxis; G protein-coupled receptor signaling pathway
Cellular component (GO): membrane
Molecular function (GO): bradykinin receptor activity
Source: RefSeq, a predicted model, not a curated record
CAACGCAGACAGAUCAAAACCAGACUCCAGAUCUGCCCGGGAGGACGGGGGACGCGCCGAGGCCUCACUCAUCCCCGAGCCCCCAUGAGUCAGCCUCUGCCCCGCCCGCUGUGUGUGUCACUGUCCACGCGGGUGGAUUCCAGGCCACCCACCCUUCAUGACCAAAAUGCAAAAGGGGAGGCGCAAGCCAUCUCCAGCCAAAGUGAGGCCGAGUCCCAGGCACUGGGGGGCCGACUGUGACAGGGAGAUCACCCCUCAGCAGAGGCGGAGGUUGGCACGGUGCCAACACUGGGAUGCAGGGCCUGUGUGCGGUGCGCGUCUCGGGCAGCAGGGCCAGCCUCCCGGAUGUUACCCAAGAAGCGGGGAGAGGAGGCUGAGUAAAGCGAAAGACAGUGAGUUUCCCUCUCCAAAGCUGGACCACCUUCUCCAGCCAAGACUCACUUUUCAGCCAACCCCCCCUCCCCGUGACAUCACAGGAGCAGAGACGGUUUCACUGAAGGCUGUCACAUGCCCCCAGAGGUCCCAGCACAGAACACCUCCGAAGGCUGUCCUCGCCAGGAGAAGACCCAGCCCAAGUUGUGAGCGUUUUCAUUUUCCAUUCCGGUCACUGUGGAUGGCAUCCCAGGUCCUCCUGGAGCUCCAGUCCUCCAACGGCAGCCUGCAGGCCCCUCCCAACGCCACCUCCUGCGAGGGCGCCUCCGAGGCCUGGGCCCUGCUGCACAGAGUGCUGCCUGCCUUCCUCCUUGCCAUCUGCUCCCUGGGCCUCCUGGGGAACCUUCUCGUCCUGUCCGUCCUCCUCCUGCCACGCCGGCGACUGAAUGCAGCGGAGAUCUACCUCGCCAACCUGGCGGCUUCCGACCUGGUGUUCGUCUUGGGCCUGCCCUUCUGGGCGGAGAACAUCUGGAACGAGUUCCACUGGCCCUUCGGCGCCCUCCUCUGCCGCGUGGUCAGCGGGGUCAUCAAGGCCAACCUGUUCACCAGCAUCUUCCUGGUGGUGGCCAUCAGCCAGGACCGCUACCAGGUGCUGGUGCACCCCAUGGCCAGCCGGAGGCGGCGGCGACGCCGGCAGGCCCAGGCCACCUGUGCGCUCAUCUGGGUGGUGGGGGGCCUCCUGAGCACCCCCACGUUCCUGCUGCGGUCCGUGGAAGCCGUCCCUGAGCUGAACAUCUCCGCCUGCGUCCUGCUGCUGCCCCACCAGGCCUGGCACGUGGCCAGGAUGGUGGAGCUGACCGUGCUGGGCUUCCUGCUCCCCCUGGCCGCCAUCCUCUUCUUCAACGGGCACAUCCUGGCCUCCCUGCGAGGGCGGGAGGCCGUCGGCAGGGCCCGGUGUGGGGGCCCCAGCGACGGCAAGACCACGGCGCUGAUCCUGGCGCUCGUGGGGGCCUUCCUGGUGUGCUGGGCGCCCUACCACCUCUUCGCCUUCCUGGAGUUCCUGUUCCGGGUGGGGGCCGUCCGGGGCUGCUCCUGGGAGGAGCCCAUCGACCUGGGUCUGCAGCUGGCCAACUCCCUGGCCUUCGCCAACAGCUGCCUGAACCCCGUGAUCUACGUCUUCGUGGGCCGGCUCUUCAGGACCAAGCUCUGGGAGCUUUACAAACGAUGCACCCCCCGGAGCCUCGAGGCGCUGUCCUCCACCCACAGGAAAGACUGCGUCCCGCUGUCCGGGCGGAGCUGAAGCAGCAGAGAACGGAGAAUCGUGGCCUCCGUUUCAAUCCUUCCAUCCUCAUAAAGACUACAGUGGUGGUCAGAUGACCAUCUACCAAAUAAUGACCCCCAAAGACAUCCGGAGCCCGUUUCUAGACCCUGGGGAGGUUAGUUGACAGGGUAACAGGGGCUUUGUAGGUGUCCUUAAGAUGAGGAUCUCCCGGUGGGGAGACGGUCCUGGAUUAUCCAGGUGCCCAACAUAGUCACAAGGGUCCUCAGAGUCAGAGGAGAUGUGGGGACACAUGCAGAAGUCAGAGCCAGGGAGGAAGGGGCUGUGAGCCAAGACUGCAGGCGCCCUCAGAGGCGGGGAAAACCAAGGGGGCAGAUCCCCCUGGAGCCUCCAGAAGAGCCUCUAGAAACAGGCCCUGCCCGCACCUGACCUCCAGAACCGUCACAGAAUAAA